AUGUUUAUGAUUUAUUUUUUAACCAGUAAGCAUCUGACCAUAUUUUUGAGCUUUGGCAGAGAGGAGGAAAAGGCAAGAGAGAGUGAACAAGAGGCCAGAAUUGAAAUCUUGUCUCAGGAGAAGGAAGACUUGGCUCUCAAACUAGGACUAACUGAGAAAAUUUUAAAGGACCUGGAGAGUCAAAAAGCAGCUGCACAUGAGGAGGGUCAACACAGCAAGGAGGAUUUAUUGUGGCGACUGGAUCAGGUGACAAAAGAGCUGGAUAGUGCCAAGAAGUUACUAAACUACAGGAAGCAGAAGCUAGAGUCUCAACAGAAGGAAAUUCUAAUGCAAGAAAAAAAACACAAUGCAAAUUUGCAGGCAGAGGUUGAGCUUGGAGAGAAGCUCAAGGAGCAAGUUUGGGAGUUGGAGAAGGAACUUGAAGACUGUAAGCAGAGAGAAGAAAAGACUAAAAACAGCCUAACUAAGGCAACAGAAAAACAAAUAAGAACAGAAGAACGUUUAGAGGUCACCUUAAGCCAAAUCAGGUCUCAGCAUCAGACAUCUUCUAUGGUCGUUUCCCUCAUAGCCCAUUUGAAUAGUGCUGUGCUCCAGUUAAGGGAUCUGGUGACUGUCUCCCAGCAAAUUAGCCAAGGGAGUCUCCCAGACCUUACAGUGUUACUGAACUUCAAAGAUCCUGAAAUAGCAGAGCAAGGGGGAAUGCUCACUGCUGACAACCUUCAAGAAAAACUGAGUGAGGUACGUAGCUUGAUCAGUGAACUGGACCGGAUCAGGACAGCAUUGCAGGAGGAACAUGCAAAUCAAUUGGCCUCUAAUGUGUCAUGUGCACAGAUGUGAUUAGACUAUUGUAAGUCAACUAUUGUUAUCAGAGUAUUAUAGAAUGGAUGUGAAUAUAUGUAUAUUUAUUACUUUUUUUUGGGGGGGUGAAAUAAAAUGUAUGCAGUAGUUAUUAAGCAAAUAGCAAGUGGGUUAAUUAUAUUUGUAUGUUUUUAUUUUUUGUUUUGUUCUUAUUUUAUAUUUUAAUCAAUCCACACAUUUUUCUGUAACAAAUAUGCGUAAUGUGAACACCAUAUAAUAACUGAAUUUACCAGCAAAAUAAAACCAAAAACUGUAUCACUCGCUUCUGAAAUCUCUUCAUGUUACAAUACCAUUACGAAACUUAAUUUGCAAGGAACACUGCAAAUGUGUCUGCUGCUGUCAUAUCCCUAUAUGGUUAACUGAAAAUGAAUCAUUAUGAAGAUGGAAUUGUAUUGUGGAUUUUCAGUCCUCUCAGCAAACAUUAAAAAUAGUUGAGCACUACUGUUUCAAGACUUGCUUUAAUGGUUGAUGAAUAUUAACCUGUUUAACAUUAUUUAAUUCUAUUACAUGUGCUCUUUCAGACAAAUGACCAUGUAAACAAUUAUGGAUGAAAAAUAACCAUUCCAUUCUGUAUAGAAACUUCUAUGAGUGAUAAUUCCAAUCUAGAAGAAAAAGUCUACAGCAGUGUUUCAAAAAAACAUAAGAAUUUGUUCAGUUCAGAGUUGCAAAGGCUAGCUUUACCUGGUUUUUCAAUUAUUUAUCCCAAACAGGACUACACUGGAUAUAGGAUUUGUAAAGAUUUAUAUAGUUAUAGUAUUCCUCAUAUAACUGUGCAUUAUUGCAUUGUAAAGCAGUAGUUUUGUUCUGAAUACAGUAUAUUUUUAAAUGACUGAUGAGCUGCCUCAUUUUGAGCUGUGAAGUAGGUUGUUUUUUUGAUGUUGAAAAUAAAUAAAGUCAUAA
Molecule: messenger RNA, 1758 nt
Organism: Penaeus vannamei (Pacific white shrimp)
Lineage: Eukaryota; Metazoa; Arthropoda; Malacostraca; Decapoda; Penaeidae
Source: RefSeq, a predicted model, not a curated record